Molecule: messenger RNA, 3519 nt
Organism: Pseudozyma hubeiensis SY62
Lineage: Eukaryota; Fungi; Basidiomycota; Ustilaginomycetes; Ustilaginales; Ustilaginaceae
Product: RhoGAP group protein
Exons: 1
Coding region: 1-3519 (1172 amino acids)
Biological process (GO): signal transduction; regulation of GTPase activity
Cellular component (GO): cytoplasm
Molecular function (GO): phosphatidylinositol binding
Source: RefSeq, a predicted model, not a curated record
AUGGCGAGCGCGCCGGCGAGACCGCCCCGCUACGGCGUCGAAUCCGCCAUGGACCAGUUUGGCGGCAGCGCCGCCGACAACAACUCCACCGCUUCGCACGGCUCUUCUAGUCGCUUCGCUCCUGCCGCCGGUACACGCUCCUCUUCGACGCCUGCACCAACGCCGAUAGCGCUGGGCGAAGCUCUGACUCGUUCCGAAAACGACCCCGUGACCGCCCUCGACCAGGUCUUGGCUGAGCGAAACCAGUUCUGCCUGGACAAUGCCAAGCUCUCUUCCGAAAACGUUCGCAUUUGGAACCUCAUGGGCCGAAUCCGCAAAGAGAACGAGAACCUCAAGGCAAGAUGUGCCGAGCUCGAGCGUGCUUCCGGCAUCGCGCCCAGCAGCACCAAGACAUCCAACCUCACCUCGGCAACCGGUGCUGUGCCCAGCUCUCCCGCCAGCGAUCGAAGGAGGCUUCCCUUUGGCAACGAGGGCGGAAGAUCGAGCCCUCUCAGCCCGCAGCGCCACGGUCGACAGAACUCUCGUACCGAUCUCGAACAGCGUCUAGCUUCAAUGGCCCCCGCAGCAGCCGCUUUCGGCACCCACCAAGCUGCAUCAGAUCAGCCUCAGCCGUCGAUCGGAACACCCGCUGCCACGCACGAGCAAAUCGCCACGCCCUCUUUCGCCAACGGUUCCAGCCAUGCUUACGACAGUCCCAUCUCCAGCGUCGAUCAAGGACCCUCGCGCACCACCCAGCCAGUCGACACGGGCGCUGACCGGAGUGUUAGCAACGGCUCUCAAGCUUCCAUCAUGCAGCAGCGUGCAGCUGCACAGGCGCAGGCGCAGGCGCAGUCCAUGUCCUUGGCCCAUCCAGGUCACGGUGCAGACGAGCCCACCGAUUCCUUGGCCAGCCAGGAGGAUUUCGAAGCCAUCGACCGCAGCUCGGCUUCAGGUACGGAUGAGGGCCCUCACACAAUCGGGAUGACCCCGCAGACAUCAGCCGCUCAAGAUGCUCUCCGUGCGCUUCACCCUCCGAGCCAGACUCAGCCAUCGGCCUCUGGCGUCGUCGCUUCCCCACACGUCGACAGGAGCGCAGAGCAAGAGAGGUCGCUGCUAGCAUCGGGUCCCAACCGCAAUCGAGCCGAAGUCACGCCCAUGAUGAUCCCCUCCUCCACCAGCACGCGAUCCCUUGUGUCCAAGGUCGUAUCCGAGGACCGUCUCUCGCGUGGCCUCGGCUCGCGCAGAUCCAAAGACGAUGUCAAGAAGCGCGUUCUCGCCCCUCGGCUCGACUCGUCACUUCUGCGCGUAGCCAGUGUCAAGAUCCAAGGAACCAACUAUCGCGCGCCCGAUCGCGGCAAAGAGUCCAUCUCGUUCUUUAUCACCGUCGACAUCCUUCACCCGCCUGCCUCGUGGGGAAUCAACAGCAUGUCCUCUGGUGAACCUACGCCUCCCACGUCCUGGACCAUCGAGAAGAGCUACACGGAUAUCGUCGGCCUCGAUGCCAAGCUUCGCAGCAAGGUGGGCAAAAAGGCCGCCCAACGUCUCGCCCCUCUGCCCGACAAAGCGCUCUUCAAGGACCAUGCGCCCGCAAAGGUGGAUCAGCGCAAGGCACUGCUGGAGAUCUACCUUCAAAGCCUCAUGGUGCUCGAGCUGCCCGACAAGGAUGAAGUCUGCACCUUCCUCUGCACCGACGUUGUGCCCAACCGCAACCGCGACCCAGCCUCGUGCAACAAGGAAGGCUUCCUCACCAAAAAGGGCCAAAAUCUCGGCAGAUGGGUCACCCGCUUCUACGUGCUGCGCAAUUCGUAUCUCAGCUACUUUGAAACGCGUGGCGGUCCCCACAUCGGAAACAUCAACAUCAGAGAAGCUCAGAUUGGUCGACAGCAGAAGAGUGCCUCGGCCAACGAGCAGGAUGAGAAUGCCUAUCGUCACGCCUUCCUCAUCCUCGAAAAGCGUGAAGCGAGCCACGACGAGCCGGCUCACAUUGCUCGGCACGUCCUUUGCGCUGAGAGCGACGAGGAGCGCGACGACUGGGUCGAUGUGCUGGUGCGUGCCAUUGCUGAACUCGAUGGCAACUCGGUCGAUAACGCACCCGCAUCUCCGACCCUGGCGAUGAGCAAGAUGUCCUUGUCUCAAAAGCCCUCCACGCCUAGCCGAGAUGGCGGCUACAGCAGUCGUCUCCCCGAUGCCACCUUCAGCCCAUCUGCCGACACCUCCUCGCGCCCCUUCGCGACCGACACGGACCGAGCUGCCUCCGCCGGCCCGGACUCUAGCAGAAACCCCUCGGCGCGCUUGAACAGCCUCGACUCGACCGCCACUGGUAAGCAAGCUCCGUCGACCGCUGCCACCUCGUUACCGCAAUCUGCCUCUCAUCGCAGCUUCAACGAGCCUCGAUCGCCGAUCGCGAACCGAAACGUCGACUUGCAGGAUGCUCCUGGUUCGCCUGGCCCUCGCAGAGACUCGCUCGGUCGUUCCAAAGCGGCCAUCAGCGGGCCUAUCAACGGCGCACCCAUUCCCGCAGGCUACAAAUUCGGUGCCAAGGACGACACGCCAUCCGACAACAAGAAGGAUGACAAGAAGCGAUUCUGGCAAGGAUUCCGCGCUUUUGGCGGCCAUGACAAGCACAACAGGGAACCUAGACCCGUGUUCGGAGUGCCGCUGGCAGAGUCGAUUGCGAUCUCCAGCAUCCAUGAGGGCCUGGCAUUGCCUUCCGUCGUGUACCGCUGCAUCGAGUAUCUGGAAAAGCGGAAUGCCUUCUUGGAGGAAGGUAUUUACCGUCUUUCUGGCUCAUCGGCCGUCAUCAAGACGCUCAAGGACCGAUUCAACAUGGAAGGCGAUGUCGAUCUGCUCACCGAGAACGACUUCUUCGAUCCACACGCCAUCGCUGGCUUGCUCAAGACCUUCUUGCGAGAGUUGCCCACCAGCGUCCUUACGCGCGAGCUUCACAUGGACUUUAUGCGAAUCAACGAGCUCCAGGAUCGGGUGGAACGUGUCAACGAGCUGGGCCAUCUUGUUUCGCAGCUACCUCUGGCCAACUACUCGCUCCUGCGAACUCUGUGCAGCCACCUGAUCAAGAUCAUCGAGCACUCGGACGUCAACAAAAUGACCAUGCGAAAUGUCGGGAUCGUCUUCAGUCCUACGCUAGCAAUCGGUGCCGGCAUCUUUGCGCUAUUCUUGACAGAGUUCGACGCUGUUUUCGAGACUGAUGCCAACGGCGAACCUGCUCCCAGGCGUCUCGAAGAAGAGGUGCCCGACAUUGAUCCGCUGGACCAAGGCGUCGCGGACGGCUCUCCCUUGCAGGACGCAAAGCGUCGAAACCGCAACUCGGUUCAAUACCGCGACAGCCAGGCCGAACGGCUGCUGGGUCUCGAAGGACGCAGCCUUGCUCACCGAAGCGCGGAUGAUGACAUGGAAGGUAUCCCGGAGCCGAUCCACGAGAGUUGGGUGGAGACCGCUGAUGAUGAACCCAACUACAUCCGAUAUGCGGAGCAGGAUGGAAAUCAGCAGCAGCAGCAACAGCCCCUGGCGACCACAGGUUGA